GGACGCGAUUUUUCUAAAAAUAGAGGGCCGAUGCAUUAGUUAAAAGUUAUGUUUAAAAAUAGGAAUGUAAUGUGAUGCAAGUUCAGUGACAUCAGUUUGAAAAAUUGGAACCAAUCAACAAUGGCGCCUCCAAAUGUGGAUUCCCCUGGAAAAGUUGACACGAGUUACCACCAAGUGCCCACAUCGGAAGACGAAGUAACGGAGUGCAAGUGCGCUAAGCAGUUAAAUGAAAUAAGUGACUCUAACGUCGCGACGCCUAUAAACGAAUGUGAAAAACUAGUGAAAGAAGAUGAUGAAGAGGAAUCAAGCAGCGACGCCUGUUCCGACGAGGCGGAGGUAGUAGUCCCUCCGGAUGGAGGCUGGGGGUGGGUAAUUGUGGCGGCAUCUUUCAUGUGUAAUAUGAUAGUGGACGGCAUAAUAUUUUCUUUCGGAACUUUCCUCGAAUACAUUGCAGAUGACUUUUCCGCUACAAUACCAGAAGUGACUCUAGUCGGGUCUUUGAUGUCAGGGUUUUAUCUCAUAGCUGGACCUUUUGCAAGUGCAAUAGCUAAUCGGUAUGGUUUUCGGUUAGUGGCUAUCCUCGGAAGUUUGAUGGGGGCGACCGCUUUUGCGGUGUCGUAUUAUUCGACCAGCGUCACAUUCCUGUGUAUUUCCUACGGAGUUCUAGGAGGUAUUGGAUUUGGAUUUAUUUAUGUUCCUUCUGUGAUAACUAUCGGAUUUUACUUCGAAAGAUGGAGAGCGCUUGCUACAGGGAUUGCGGUUUGUGGAUCGGGAAUAGGUACGUUCCUGUUUGCCCCUCUUAGUGAAGCCCUGAUCACCAAUUUGGGAUGGAGGAGUGCCCUUUUAUGUCAAGGAGCCCUAGUACUUAGCUGUAUAAUCUAUGGUGCACUAUUUAGACCAUUGAAACCAACAAAAGUAAAGGAGCUGGAUGACAAAGAGGAAAAGCCCGAAUUGAUAAUGGAUCCUACCAAGUUACCCCUAGCAGCGCGUUUAAAAAUGGAGGAAGCCAUUAACUCUAUGAGAAGAAAUUCUACUAUCUCGACUCAUGAUAACCAAUCUUCUAUUCCUCGUUUAUUUGGUGUUAACAAUAAUUCAGAGUACCCUAGAGUCUCAGACGUUUAUCACACCAUAAGCAUACCUAGUAGAAAGAGAGCAGAUACUUACAGUAAAGAAAAAGAAAAAACCUUAAGCGUUCCUUUCUUAGCAGACAAAGGAAAGACGAAAGAAGAAGGUAAAACACAUCUUCUGGAAUUAAAUAAACUGAAUCCAAUCAUAGUUCCUCGAAGGUCAAGAACCGUUUCCGAAAAUCAGCAGGAAAGUGAAGUCAACAGACCUUUGUACAGGGACGAUAUCUUCUUCGGAGCUAGUUUGACUAGAUUACCUCAGUACACUUCAAGGACAUCGGUGGCGUACAACUUGUCUGUUAUUAGAUUGCCUACCAAAAACGAUAUAGAAGAAGAAAAGAAACAUUCUUGCAAGUUAUGCCCAGAAGCGUUUAGAAGGGCUUUAGCCACCAUGUUAGAUUUCAGUUUACUGAAAUCUCCUUCCUUUCUUAUUCUUGCCGUAGGAGGUUUCUUCACUAUGAUGGGAUUCUACGUACCUUUCAUGUUCUUAGUCGACAGAGCGAAGACAAGCGGUAUGACCUCAGUUCUGGCAGUGUGGUUAGUCUCGUCUAUAGGGAUUGCAAAUACUGUAGGAAGGGUGUUGUGUGGAAUCGUGAGUUCUUUACCAGGUGUAAAUGCUUUGGUUUUAACCAACGUGGCCUUGACAAUUGGUGGAGUUGCUACGAUAUUUAGUGGACUUUCUCUCACACCUCAGUAUCAAUUUUUCUACACUGUGGUGUUUGGAUUAGCAAUCGCCUGCUUUGCGUCUUUAAGGUCAAUCGUUGUGGUCGAUCUUUUGGGCCUAGAAAAAUUGACGAACGCUUUCGGACUACUUUUACUGUUCCAAGGUGUGGCCGCGAUAAUUGGCGCUCCCCUCGCAGGUGCCUUCAAGAACGCCACUGGCAGCUAUGACGCUUCCUUUUACUUAUCCGGAGGAAUGCUUCUGGCGUCUGCUAUGAUGUGUUAUCCUCUCAAUUGGGUCAAUCAGUGGGAGCGAAGAAGAAACGAAAAAUCGAAUAAAGAAGUACCGGUUUAACUUAAAUUUACUUGUUACGUAAUAUAUCCAAUGUUCCUAUUAGAAUGGUACUACGUAAGGAAAUCAAUUCGAAUGAGAGGCACGAAAAGAAUACUUAGUUUUAGAUAAUAAUAUAACCCAAUGUAAGACUGAUUAAACUACGUUAGUUGCAAUCUGUACAUAUUUAAUUAUUACGAAUGUUUUAUAUUUUAAUUGUAAAUUGCGGAAAAUUAUGGAAUCUAUUAAUUGCACUGAUCUGUGUAAUAUAUGUAAUUAGACACCACCUUUACAUGUAUCGGACAUUCCAAUGAGAUUUUUUUUUUAUAACAAAGACAGUUGUCCAUUUCUGUUAAGUUUCUUAUAGCUGUAAACCAAAACACUAUUUAUAUAAGAGAUAAGUUUAUAUUUUAACAGAAAAUUAAUAAAACACAUUACAUAUUUUA
Messenger RNA from Anoplophora glabripennis (Asian longhorned beetle), 2561 nucleotides. RefSeq names its product monocarboxylate transporter 7. The record is from RefSeq and is a predicted model, not a curated record. Gene Ontology annotation, molecular function: monocarboxylic acid transmembrane transporter activity. Lineage: Eukaryota; Metazoa; Arthropoda; Insecta; Coleoptera; Cerambycidae. The coding region runs from base 121 to 2139 and encodes 672 amino acids. The transcript has 5 exons. Gene Ontology annotation, biological process: monocarboxylic acid transport; transmembrane transport.